AUGGUAACCGCGGCCAUUGGACUAGAGUUUGUAAAACAGUUUCUUAACCUGAAUAAUCCGCCGGAAUUUGUGUUUGCAUGUUGUAGGGACCCUGCCACAGCGACAGAUUUGAAGGAGAUUGUAAAGUCAAACUCAUCUGUAAUUAUAGUUGAACUAGAUGUCACUAAACAGGAGUCUGUAGAGAAAGCCAAAUCUCAUGUUGCGUCAAUAGUUGGAACAAAAGGUUUGAAUCUUCUUAUCAACAACAGUGGUCUAAUAAAUUCUCAACGUAUUGGAGAUGUGACCAGGGAAGAUAUGCUCAAGUGUUAUGAAGUUAAUGCCAUUGGUCCUUUAAUGGUGGCUCAGGCGUUUUUACCACUGUUACGACAAGCUGCUGGUCAACAGUCGUCAGAACCAAUGUCAUGUAGUAAAGCUGCUAUCAUCAAUAUAUCCUCUGGCGUGGCUUCAAUCACUGAAAAUUCAUCAGGUGGAAUGUAUCCUUCCAGAGCGUCAAAGGCCGCCUUAAAUAUGAUCACGUCCAACCUUAGCCUGGAUUUAAAAACCGAUGGUAUCUUAUGUACAGCGAUUAAUCCCGGCUGGGUGAAGACCGAAAUGGGAGGACCGAAUGCUCUAAUUACUACAGAAGAAUCUGUUGAAGGGAUAAUGUCCGUCUUAGAAAAACUUAAAGGUGAAGAGGACUCUGGAAGAUUUUACCAUGGUGUCAAAGGACAAACUAUUCCUUGGUAAUACGGGACCUUACAAAGCAUUGAAUAUGAGGAUAUAUAAGUGUAAACAAUUACAUGUAUAUUUUCAGUUUCUGUACAAAUUGAAUUGUUUAUGGAACCUACGUAUGGUACUGAAAAAGUAUAUAUGUCGAUAGCAUUAUGUAUUUACAUACAUGUUCCUUCAUAUGGAAGAGAAUCGCUGCAAAAAUUACUUCCUGCUUUCUUACAUUGUAAAUUGUAGAUUCCAUGUGCCUGCAAGUAAAUUCGUUCAUUGAACCUUUACAAUGGUUAUGCCAUGCUGCAUUCUUAUAUUGUAAAUUGUAGGUUUUUAUUUCAUUUCUUUCUAGUCACUAUAUCACUUUUAUUAUAAUGAUUUGCCCUCGCUGCUUAUGAAUUCAUAAUACUUGAUGGGAAACUUCUCAUUUCACAGCUGUAAACAUUCAUGCUAUGCUCAUUCGAAACACUAAAUUUAAUAUUGAAUAUGGCCAUUAUGAUGAGUUUUAGUUUUUAUUAUUCAAUGUCUAUUAAUUAGGCUGUGUCUGUUGUUCUUGUAUCAACGAUGACAAAACAUGUAUUAGUCAAUGAUUAAAGAAAUGUACUGCGGAGUCAUAAAUGCUAAAUUCAAAAUAACAUAUGCAAAACGUACGUCCAAAUGACAGUUAUCGCAUGGAUUUGAACAUUUUCUUUGUUCUUACUAACCCA
Messenger RNA from Ruditapes philippinarum (Manila clam), 1406 nucleotides. Its product is annotated as C-signal-like. Lineage: Eukaryota; Metazoa; Mollusca; Bivalvia; Venerida; Veneridae. The record is from RefSeq and is a predicted model, not a curated record. Bases 1 to 726 code for a protein of 241 amino acids. The transcript is spliced from 6 exons.